Messenger RNA from Phragmites australis (common reed), 1191 nucleotides. Its product is annotated as nicotinamide/nicotinic acid mononucleotide adenylyltransferase. Gene Ontology annotation, biological process: NAD+ biosynthetic process. Gene Ontology annotation, molecular function: nicotinate-nucleotide adenylyltransferase activity; nicotinamide-nucleotide adenylyltransferase activity. The transcript has 10 exons. NCBI's taxonomy places the organism in Eukaryota, Viridiplantae, Streptophyta, Magnoliopsida, Poales, Poaceae. The coding region runs from base 84 to 839 and encodes 251 amino acids. The record is from RefSeq and is a predicted model, not a curated record.
ACGACAAAAAGGGAAAAAGAGCCGACGAGCUCGUUUCUCCUCCCACCGCACGGCCGCGCGGCGCCUCUCUUUUGUCGCCGGCGAUGGAUGAGGUGGGUGUGGAGGUGCCUCUCCCAACGGGAAAGCUCUCCGUUGACACGAACAGGGAUGGAGGUGGUUGGGGUGGUGUCGUGCUCGUGGCCACCGGGAGUUUCAAUCCUCCCACCUACAUGCACCUGCGCAUGUUUGAGCUGGCAAAGGAUGAGCUUCAGCAGCGAGGGUAUCGUGUGUUGGGUGGCUACAUGUCUCCGGUGAAUGAUGCGUAUAAGAAGAAGGACCUCUUACCGGCUGCUCACCGCAUUCACUUUUGUGAACUUGCAUGCAAAAGCUCAUCUUUUGUGAUGGUUGAUUCAUGGGAGGCAAUGCAGAAAUGUUAUCAACGCACUUUGACCGUUCUUUCGAGAAUUCGAAACUCUUUGCACAAGGAUGGUUUAGCUGACCAAGGCAGCCUGAAGGUAAUGCUUUUAUGCGGUUCUGACCUGCUUGAGUCAUUCAGUACUCCAGGAGUUUGGAUCCCAGAUCAGGUCAGAACCAUAUGCAAGGACUUUGGUGUCAUAUGUAUACGCAGAGAAGGGAAAGAUGUUGGAAAAUUGAUAGCCAACAGUGAAGUACUGCAAGAAUGCAGGGAUAACAUCAUCUUGGUUGAAGAGAUUGUGCCAAAUCAGAUCAGUUCAUCCAGAGUAAGAGACUGCAUAAGAAGAUGUCUGUCAAUAAAGUAUCUUACUUGUGAUGAAGUCAUUGAAUACAUUAGAGAACACAAGCUUUUCAUGGAAGCUGAAGGCAGUGAUACAAGAUUGUGACAAUGGUGGUAUUUGGAGAUUUUCAAUAUUAUGCAGUUAAAUGCUUUUGCCAUGAUCAAAUGUAUGGGCUAUGGACGUCUAUCUUGGGAUAACAUCUGGAUCGUGCAUGAUGAGCGGCAAUUGUUCGACACAAAGUCCAUGAAAUAAAAGGGGCUGACAAUUAAAAUAAUAUUUUGACCAAAUGCGACUGGAAAUUUUAGAGAGUACACUUCUCAUCUGUUGUAUAUAUGGUUCGAACAAUAUUAAAAUCAUCCUUGUAUCUUCGUUAAUUUGGUGUCAAGCGGAAAAUAUUGCUGAAGCAACUGCUACAUAUGAAAUUCUCACUCGCAACAAUAUGAUGCUCAGUUUUACU